AUGACUACUACAUCUACCGCGGCACAUUUAACAAUAAUUCUAAUGAAUCCAAUUACUACUCAAUAUGCAAUUUUAAAAUCAAAUAUACAUAAUCCCAUACUGGUUGAUGCUAAAUUAAUCAAAAUAAAUUUAGAAAAUAAAUUCAUGAUACUUUAUGGAUUAUUACAUAAUCAACGUUGGGGAUUUCGUGAAGUUGAUGAUGAUACAAAAUUAGAGGAGUUAAUAGUGCAUAGUUAUGAUAUUAGAUUGAAAGAAAAACGUAUUAUUCAUUUUAUGAAAGAUGUUAUUCUUGUAGAUUUACAGAAAAAUAAUCUACAUUCUUUAAAUGCAUAUAUUAAAACAAUUGAUGCUGUUACAAAUAUUUCAUCUAUGAAACAAUACAUUCAAAAAGGACAGAUUAUUCCUAUUGUUACUAAUUGA
This is a messenger RNA of Funneliformis mosseae, 420 nucleotides long. The record is from the annotation of a GenBank genome assembly. Lineage: Eukaryota; Fungi; Glomeromycota; Glomeromycetes; Glomerales; Glomeraceae.